GCUGUGGCAGAGCAUCAGUCGGGUGGCAACUGUCGAGCAUGUGCGUCCUCCCUCGUGUCCCUUAGUCGCGUCUCGGAAUCGGCACACAGUACAGAAUUGCAUGUACACCCCGGUACGCGAACAAACGGUGGACAGUUCGCGAACAUGUGAUUUUCACGGGGAGCAGAGUCCGUCGACGCGCCCGAGAAUCCCGUGCGUGAACAGUGAAGGUUCCCCUGGCCGGAUAUAUCGUUACCCUGCAGCAGCCUCGUUCGAGGGGGUGGAGAAUAAUGUUCUGAGCCGUGUGCCACGCACAUCAUGGUUGCUAAGCACUUCACGCAGGGCUCGAGCCCUGAGUUCGGUGUCCCGGACAUGACGGUCAUCAGCGACAUCGACGAAAAGGGAAUCAAUCGGAAUCUCCAAGUCCGUUAUGGAAGGGACCAGAUAUAUACGUACACGGGAUCCAUACUGGUGGCUGUGAACCCUUACAAAGAGGUGGACUUCUACACGAACGAGUACGUGAAUCGAUACCAUGGACAAAAGAUGGGCUCCCUGGAGCCGCACGUGUUCGCCCUGGCGGAGGCGGCGUACAGGUCGCUACAAGACACCGAGAGCAAUCAAUCCUGCGUGAUAUCCGGCGAGAGCGGCGCGGGCAAGACCGAGACCACGAAAUUCAUCCUGCAGUACCUGUGCUCGGUGACCAGCAACGUGGACACGUGGGUGGAACAGCAGAUCCUCGAGGCGAACACCAUUCUCGAAGCGUUCGGUAACGCGAAGACGGUGAGAAACGACAACAGCUCCCGGUUCGGCAAGUUCAUGCAGGUCUGCUUCGACAGCAAGUGGAUGAUCAAAGGGUGCAUCAUUCAGGAUUACCUGCUCGAGCAGAGCCGUAUAACUUUCCAGAGCGCCGGCGAGAGGAACUACCACGUGUUCUAUCAGCUGGUCGAGGCUGGCACGAGGGACAAGGAAUUCGCGGAACAGUACAAAUUGUUGCCAGCCAGCCACUACAAGUAUCUCAAUCAGUCUGGUUGCGUGAAGAUCGACGGGAUCUCUGACUCGAAGAAGCUCGACGCGCUGAGGCUCGCGUUCAACGUGCUUCAGGUCGCGCCAGAGAUGUGCGAGGGUAUCUUCAGAGUUCUGUCAGCCAUUCUCUGGUUGGGGAACUUAAGUUUCGAGGACGUUGACGGGGAACGGUGCGAGUUAAGUAAGGAAGACGUCGAAAUUGUCGGCACGGUCGCCCCGUUGCUCGGCCUCCAGCUCGAGGAUGUGACGAAGGUGGUGCUGAUAAGGCAGAUAAACGUGCGGGGCAACAUCACCGAGAUACCAUUGAAAGUGCAGGAAGCCCGUGAAAACAGGCACGCGAUGGCGAAAGCGUUGUACUCGCGAACGUUCGCCUGGCUGAUCAACCACAUCAACAACUGCACGAAUCCCGGCCAGGACAGCUCCAGGUUUCUCGGUGUCCUCGAUAUAUUUGGCUUCGAGAACUUCGCGGUGAACAGUUUCGAGCAACUGUGUAUCAAUUACACUAACGAGAAGCUCCACAAGUUUUUCAAUCACUACGUAUUCGCGCUGGAACAAGAGCUCUACCGACAGGAAGAGAUCCAAUACUCCCAUAUCACCUUCACGGACAACACCAUGUGCCUGGAAUUAAUCGAGAAACCUCCGCGGUGUGUUCUUAAGUUACUCACCGAGCAGUGCCAUAUGCCGAAGGGUUCGGACCUAGCUUACCUGACCAAUUUGCACGCCGAAUUCGAGAACCAUCCCUGCUACGUGAAGGGCGACGAUCGCCGCAAAUGGGAGAAGGAGUUCGGCGUGAAGCAUUACGCCGGUUGCGUGACCUACACGGUCGAGGGAUUCGUGGACAAGAAUCGUGAUGUGCAGCAGGACGUCUUCUUCGACCUGAUGUCGAGAAGCACCAACGAGUUCGUCCAGGAGAUCACUGUCUACCAAGAUCUCUUGGGCUGCACGGUGGCUAGGGCCAGUGGAAACGCGACGACGAUGUCCCGCGGGACGUCCAAAGGCAAGCCGACCCUUUGCGACUCUUUCAGACAUCAGUUGCAGGCCCUGGUCGACGUUCUCCAAGCUACCACACCUUGGUACGCGAGAUGCAUCAAGCCUAACAUGCAGAAAACAGCGAACCACUACGACGAGAAGCUGGUCCUUGAUCAGCUCAAGUAUCUGGGCAUGUUGGAUAUCAUUAGGAUUAGGAAGGAAGGCUUCCCGAUACACAUGGCCUUCCAUGACUUCGUUGCUAGGUACAAGUGUCUCGACAGAGGGCACAUACCCCGAUUCGACGACGACAAAGAAGCUGUUAGAUGUUUGAUCAGCAGCCAAGGUAUUCCUGAGACUGAAUGGCAGAUUGGUAAGAGCAAGGUAUUCUUGAGGAGCUACGUGCACGAGCCUCUGGAAGACUCUAGGAACCAGAUGGUCACUAGUAACGCGAUAAUGAUACAGAAGAUUUGGAGAGCCUACGUUGUACGGAAAGAAUAUAAACGCAUCAGAGACGCUGCGCUUAAAGUACAGCACGCCUAUCGAGGUUGGAAGCUGAGAAUAAUGUUCAUCCGGAAGCGGAGGGCAGCGAUUGUCAUUCAGAGUCAUUUGCGUGGUGUUUUCGCCAGAGAAGUGGCAACUGCCCUGAGGGAAAUGAGAAGGGUGGACGAGGAAAUGAGGAAGAGGGAGAGACUGGAAGAGGAAAGAAGGCUCAUGGAGGACAAGAAAGCGUUAGAGGAGAGUCAAAGCGCACAGUACAAUGGUAUUGUCGGGAUGGAGCCUGGGAAAGCGCAAGAAGAAAUCGCCGCGCUGUCGCAGAUGGCGGAGCAAAUGAACUCCAAAAUGGCUGCCUCGGACUUGCAGUCGGUGGAUCUGGACAAUCUGUUCUCGUUCCUUUCGGAUGUGCAGUCAACCAAGGGCAAUCAGAUCAUCGAAGAGAUCGGUGAACAAAUGGAUGAGUUAGUGGAAGACCUUGACGUGGAGUUGGAGACCGUGAUACAGAUGGAAAUGGAGAUGAACUCGAAGACCGAGUCGAAAGCGAACACUCCUAACGGUCAGGAAGCUCCUUCGCCGCCUCAGCAGCAAUCGCAGCCUCAGCAACAGAGGAUCGCAAGUGGAAACGCUAGCAAGCUUGGUCAACCGAGUCUUCCAGAACCCACCGAACCUCCUCCGCCGCCGCCACCGCCUGCUCCACCUCUAGCCAUGAAUGGAGACUCAUCCACGGACAAUGGGGAACCAAUUUAUGAAUCAGUUCUGCCGCGCGAAGAGAACAGUCCCAGCAGUCCUAUCGUGGUGAACGGAAACUCCGGGCCAUUGGUGAACGGCGAUUCCUGUGGAUCUCCUCCUCCUUUGCCGAACAACAAGGUCAAGGAGCAAAUCGCUGGCAGUCCACCUUCUCGGCCAGAGUCCAGAAACUCGAACAGUCACCACCUGCAUCACAAUAGCCACCAUCAACCAGUGCCUCAGCAGCAACAGAACGGCCAUGAUCAACAGCAGCAACAGACGCAGCAGUCUCAGCAGCCACCGGUCGAGCGUGAACAGAGGCGAAAGUGUAGAGUGGAACGCAAGCUUCAAGAACUGGAAGAUAAAAAGGAACCUGACAACGAAGUCACUUAUCACGACAUCGUGGAGUUCGCGCAGAAUUACUUCAACAGUCACGAAAGAUCUCCCGAAGGAACGAUAAUCGCUACGCUCACCAGAAAAUCGCGCGGCAAGAGUGUAGAGUACAUCCCUAAAUAUGAGAUGGUCACAUACUACAAGGGAUCUACAAUACCCAAUUCCCACAUACAUAUGUACGACCCUGACAAUGUUAAUGUAGCCUGUUCGGUGUUCAGGGAUCUCUGCAAGUACAUUAGAGGGGAGAUGAAGCUGGAUCAAGAGAUUGCAACCAUUCAAAGCAUAAUUGGUUACGGUAUAGAGCGUGAAGAGUUACGAGAUGAAAUUUUCGUUCAGUGCAUGCGCCAAGCAACGAACAAUCCUAAUCCAGAAUGGGCAGAACGAGUCUGGCUACUACUGUGCCUAGCGAUCGUUGCUUUCCAACCCAGCAAAUUGCUGUACAAGUAUUUUGUGUCCUUCCUGAAGAAAAACCUAGCCCUCGAAGGGAAACUGAGGCAGUACGUACAAUGGUGCGUGGAUAAUUGUAAAAACAUGAAGGUCUCGUGUAGACAGCAUCCACCGUCAACGGUGGAAAUCGCUGCGAUGAGACGAUUAGGCACCAUAGUGUGCCGGUUCUUCUUCCUGGAUGGUAGAACUAAAGCCAUUGACGUUCACCCGACUGAUACGGCUGCGGAUGCGGUCGCAAAAUUAGGCGAAAAAUUAGGCCUGCGGUCUUUGGAAGGAUGGGCGAUUUAUCAGAGUAGGCCUGACGGAGAGGAGCACGUCCGGGCACACGACUACUUGUAUGACGUCAUAGCCGCUUGGGAAAUGAAGCAAUGUAAAUUAAAUACAGCGCAGUCCACUUUCUCAACGCUGCGACGUGGCAACAAUGCCACCUUGGGCAGCGGCGACAACAGAUUCGUUUUUAAACGCAGAUUGUUCCGCAACACUCGAGAGAUUUCUCAAGAUCCUGUUGAAGUGAACAUGCUGUACGCUCAGGCUGUUUAUAACGUCGUAAAGUGCGACGACUUUCCCGUGUCCGAGAAGGUCGCGCUCCAAUUGGCAGGUCUGCAAGCGCAAGUCUCUCUGGGCGAUCCGAAGGACAACGAUCGAUUGGACUACUACAGCGAGGUCGAUAGUUUUUUGCCUUAUCGAAUAAGCCGUGCCCGCGGCGACGACGUCUGGGUGCCAAUAAUAGCUCAGGCGCACAGGCAAUACGGCGCUGGCCGGAAAGAACUCGCAGCCAAAGUGUUGUACCUAUCCUGCGUGAUGCAGUACCCACUGUACGGUACCACGAUGUUCAACGUCACCUAUCGGGGAUAUUGGUCUUACGGGAAUCAGCUGAUCCUAGGCAUUAAUUGCGACGGUUUGAUGCUGAUCAAGCCGGACGACAAAUUCGUCUUGUCGGAGUACCGCUACCAGGACGUGGAGAGUAUCAUGCUGGAUCCAAGCGACUGCUUCAUCACUUUGUCGCUCCUCCGACACAAUCCGGACAGCUCACACAAAUGUUUCGUGUUCGAAACAGCCCAGAAGAACGAGAUCGGCAGUCUAAUCGUGAGCUACUGCCCGGCGCUAGCCGGCUGGAUCACCGAGAACGAGGUUCCCACGAAGAAACUCAAAUGCAUCACUAACGAAGAUCGCAUUAGGCUGUACCACAAUUUAGUAAAUUCUCGGCGAACGCUUGUCGACGCGGAGAUAUUGAGGAAACCGCAGGAUUCGGGUGGCGGAUUUUUGAGGAACACUCUUAGGAGGCUGUCCAAGCACAGAAUAGAGAAGCUCAGGCAGGAACACGGCAGUGCUACCGAUCACGGCGAGACUUACAAAGGAUUCCCCUACGCUUAUUGGGCGUUCAGCAGGCAAGCUAUACCGCAGAGUUUAUCGAAGCUGCCCGAUCCGGACGAGCAGAUCUGCCUCAGUGUUUUCCAGUUGAUAUUGACCUAUGCGGGUCUAGGACAGAACGGGGACACUGUGAGGAGGGUAGAGGACGAGCACGUGAAUCUCAUACAAACAGUUAUGGAGCGUUGUAUAAGGAAGGAGAAUUUACUAGGCGAACUGUAUUUGCAAUUAAUUAAGCAGACCACAGAUCAUCCUGACCCUAACAGCCGGGUGAACCUAAGGCACUGGGCGUUGCUCUCUUUGGCCUGCUCCGUCAUUCUGCCGCCACAGAAAGUUAUUCGAAAGUAUUUAAUUGCUCAUCUGAAACGGUGUGCCAGCGAUUACGUCACGGAAGAGGGCAAGUACGCUCGGUUUGCUGAAAAGUGCCUUUACAAAACACAGGGCACAAGGAGGAGACAAUGGCCGCCGAGCAGGGAGGAGAUAAUGUGCACUAUCAAUCGCAGGCCUAUCUACGCGAGAUUCCACUUUAUGGAUGGACAGUAUCACGCCGUUGAGUUUCAUCCAUCGGCGACAGCCAGGGACGUGAUGGAGAUCAUCAAGGCCAAGAUCGGCCUUGAGGAAACAGCAAUGGGUUACGCUAUAUACGAGGUCCUAGGGGCAACCGAAAGGGCGCUGAUACCAGAGGAGAAAAUCGCAGACGUAAUGUCCAAGUGGGAACGUUACAGGACAGCGAACGCACAACAGAACCAAUCGCAGAGGAAACACGCACACCACUUCUUCCUAUUUAAGAAACAUUUGUUCCUUGAUCAGUAUAUGAAUCUCGACGAUCCAGUGGAGAAGGAGUUGUUGUAUCACCAAGUAUUGCACGAUUUGCGCGCGGAUCGGUUCCCAAUCACCGAGAAAGAGGCUAUGAUGCUGACAGCGUUGCAAGCUCAGCUAGAACUCGGCGAUUGUCAGGACCCCGUAUUCGAUCACGACUACCGCACUAUAUCAAGUCACUGCCUGCCGUCGAGACUUGUACCUAGUUUAUGCGUAGAAGGUGUCCUCCAACACCACCAGUCGUUAAGAGGGAUGACUCCCCCGGAGGCGAAGAAAGCGUUCUUAAAUUUAAUUCAAUCAUGGCCGCUGCACAGGGCCACGAUAUUCGACGUGAUGCAGUCGUUCACCUCGAACUGGCCACGCGUUCUUUGGUUGGCCGUCGAUCAGCAAGGUCUUCAUCUUUUGGAACACCGUUCCAGGAACGCUCUUUGUACCUAUGAAUAUAGCAGUAUUCUCAGUUAUAGUCCAGCUGUUAGUUGUUUGAUGAUUAUCACUGGUACUGAUAAGAAGCAGAGCAAGGUCAUUCUAACCACGUCUCAGGCACACCAAAUAGCGAAUCUGAUUCGCGAAUACAUGGACGUGCUGCAGUCGCCACCGGAAGUACCAAAAAGGGAGUCGGCAAUAGUGCAGCAGAUAAAUCAGCAACAGUUACAACCGCCAGCGAAUCUCCAAGCUCCCACCGGCGGCCGUAAAUCCAGACCUGCUUCAGUAUUGCAUAGAGGUGCUCCAGUGAUACAGUCGCAAGCUAGUUAGAAAGUUAGGCGAUUCGUUAAACGCGACACUUCUGCCUAGCCUGAUACGCGAACCGUUACCUCAUACGUAACACUUCUACCUUUGCCUCGUAUUCGUUCAGACGAUUUGAUUUUACUCGUUUAUCGCUAGUCUCGUAUCGUAUUUAACGUAAUAUCCCUCUGUGUUCUACAUUUUGUACGUUUCGUUCGUAGUCGUAUGUUUUACAAAGAACUUCAGGAUCAGGCUGCGGCGGGCAGGUGCGUCUAGUUAUUAAUGCUUUACUCGGCAAGGCCUAUCAAGGGGCGAAGCAGUCAUCGUUGCGACGGGACGGCACUAGCCUAGGAAUACUUCUUUCUUCCAGUAUUUAUUCAAUUAGCUUAGGAUCGAGGGUAUGUCGAAACGGAUAAUAGCUGCUGCCGUGGAGGAUAGACUAGCGACUGGACCGACCGUUAAACGAAUAACUGCCAUUUUACAAUUUUAAACCGUUGAUGAACCGUUGAAGACUUCUAAUUCCAUUUUUCUCCGUGAAACGUCGUUGCCUUUUUUACGAGUGGUUGUCUCGAUGUUUUUUAUACGAUUUUUGCAGCGUAUACGACUUACCAUCUGAUGCAAUAACUAUACUGAACUAAAUCGACGGAUCGUUCUCAACAUCGAUACAACAGAGUAUCGGAACACUUUGGCAUAUCAUUUCGUAUCGUUCGAUUGAACGGGUGAUUAUCAGGUUUUACCAGGAACGACCAAUUCAUUCUCUUCAUUAUCGAUUCUGCUUGUUUCCUUGAUCACUCUGUUCGACGAUACUACGAACAUAUAACGAUAUAUAAAAGAGAAACUCGGCGGACUUCCGGGCUCGCCGUUUCGAAAGUCGACGUUAACGUCUCGCAUAUUAAAGUCGCGCAAAAUUCACGUGCAUACGACCAUUAUACACGCUAUCAUCAUAUUUAGACACAGUUAUUCCAACGUAUAGCAAGCGAUAAUGUGUAAUCACUAAUUAGUAUCUCGAGAAGAGAAUCCUUCGAUAAUGUUUCAAAUGAAAGUCGAACGAUAAUCCGGUCUUCGUUUAUUCAGACAAUCUUUAAAGUCGCUUUUUCUCGUAAGACUUGUCACAGUGGAAUUACCGUUUAAGACGAAGAAUAACAAGUGUCCGUGAUUCAGACGCGAUCGAAUCGAUCGAAAAUGCCACGAAAUUGCGUCCAAAGAAAUUUCUUCUUCUCCUUCUUCUUCUUCUUCUUCUUCAUCGUCUCUUUUUUCUACUACUUGUUCUUCUACUUUGUUUUUAAUUCGAGAGCCCCGAAUCGCUCGAUGUCCUGGUAUGUAAAUAUAUAAACAAAACUUUUAAACGAUAGCGAAUAGGUUUCAGGAGCAGAACCCUCCAGUGUUCAAUUCUACUCUACGCCUACGUAAAUUAAGCAUAAACUUCACACCAGUACAGAAACAAAUACUAUCUACACACACACACACACAUUUUAACCCUUUCAAUACAAUCUCUUUCAUAUUCGUAGAGCGAGACUAGUAUAAUGGAAGCAAGCUCUCUCUAUUUACCGUUCACCAUUUAGAGGUACCGUUAGUUUCCACUAAUAUAUUAAUAUUACCGUUUUGACGAUGAGCAACGGCGACCGCUCAGAGAGGCGUAUUAAAAAACAUUCAAUAGUUAGAACAUUCAGUAAAAUGGGAACUCUAUGAUGCUAACUUUUUCUUUUUCCAUUUCGAGACUACAGUUGCGUGUCGUAUUUUAAAGACUUUUCAAGGGACACAGUCGGGAAAGGGUUAACAUAAAGUUAAAUAAGCAAAGUCCCUCUAAGGAUCUUUCGUCGAACACUGGAGCUUAUCGAAUCCUAAGUUCAUUCUUGGACCAACAUUUCGUCUAGAUGAAUCUCGAAUCGUUGCCGGAUCUUUCGUAAAAUCGUCACUGAAUAGGUCAUCGCUACUAAUUGGUACCUAUCUUUCGAUGCGCCCAACGUUCAAUGAUCUAAUCUCAUUCCACUCUAAAACUAGAAGAAAUUCCGGAUCUCUGUUCUUUCAACUGAAAUCGUUUUUAACGCAACCUUUCAACCAAUAUGGGAACAGUGAUACACUUGUCUUGAUACGUUAACACUAGAUCUACCGGACGGGUCAAAACGACCCAUUUUGAUUCCUUUCUUACGAUAAGUUAAUUUAAUAAUAACCACAUUGAAGUCGAUCGAGACACCGAUAAGACUUGCAAUUUAUAGGAAAAGAGAGAAUACUAAAUAACCGAUUCGAUCGCUUGGUAGUUCUAGUGUUGAAACCGUCGAAUGAAUUCAGCGUUGACCGAGCAAGAAUCGAGGGGUUCGUCGUGACGAAACGGAGAUAUUUGUGUGACCUCUGUAAUUCCUAUUGAUUACGAUUUCCUUUCCGGGAGUUUGGCUAAGAUUCGACGAGUGCAGAGACAGACUGUGAUCCGCUUUGGGUGUCCUUAGUCUUCGAGAGCUGUUUAACGAGUGAGAUUUCGUGUUAACUAAUUAGGAAAAAGGGGAAAAAAGGAAGCGAGCGUGCGUGUGGUUGCGAUAGUGAGACAAGAGUGCAUGGGAAAGUACGAGAGAUACGGCGUGAUAAGAUUUAAGUAUGAAUCGAGAAUGCAGUUUUGCGAUGCGUGCAUAAUACCUAAAAAGAAAAAUGUGAAGAAAGAGGGGCGGGGGGGUGAUGGUACGGCGAACCCCCGUAUGUGUAGCUUAAGCGAAAUAAAUUAUUGGUUGACGAUGUUAUAUUGAAAUAUUUAAAAGCGACGAACACUGUAUAUAAGUAUAUAUAUAAAUAGACACGCAUAGACGAAUACGCACACACUGUGAAUCACACGCAGGAACCACGAGACACUCUCAUACAUAUACUCUCAUACACACACACACACGACAGACUGUUGUAAACUCGAUGGAACUCGACAAUGGAACACGGUGAACAUGCCUACACGCGACGAGGAUAUACAUACUAUUAUAUAAAUAUGAAUAUAAAAUAUAAAUAUAUGAAUAUAUAUACAUAUAUUAUAUAUAUAUACAUAUAGAUUAUUAAUAUACUCGGGCUAUGUAUAAGAAUACAAUAAAAGAAAGCGAAGCUUUAAUAUUGCAAUUGGCGUGAGUUUCUCUUUCGACGACGGCAUGUUGACUUUCCGUCUCGCCCUGCUCAAGACUUUUUGUGAAAAUAGAUAAUGAGUAACAGAGGAUAUUGAGAGAUGGAUAGAGGAAGUUUUAAGUAAACAAGAAACGGUGUGAUAUA
This is a messenger RNA of Nomia melanderi (Alkali bee), 10176 nucleotides long. RefSeq names its product unconventional myosin 81F (gene Myo81F). The record is from RefSeq and is a predicted model, not a curated record. Gene Ontology annotation, biological process: signal transduction. Gene Ontology annotation, cellular component: cytoskeleton; myosin complex. Lineage: Eukaryota; Metazoa; Arthropoda; Insecta; Hymenoptera; Halictidae. Gene Ontology annotation, molecular function: protein binding; cytoskeletal motor activity; ATP binding.